AGGCUCACAAGCCAGGACGGCUGGGAAGAACGACCGACGCACCCAGCCAGCGCCCGCCAGGGGUUAAGUUUCCUAGGAUAUUCGACUAUUCAGAAGUCUGCGCCGAUGGCAAGCAUGAGAUUGUUUCCCCUUUCGUGGGCUUCUCGAAUCGGCUCACGGCCACCCAAUCACUUUCGCAGGACGGGGUCUACCCUUUGUGGUAUUGCGGAAUCAAAGGGCGUGCAUCCACGCGCGAUUGACCAAUUAAUUCGGAGUUAUUGUUCAUCUCCGCCAUGCCCAAGACCCAACUUCCAUAAGGGCUCCAAACAUGCCCAAGUUCCCCUAGGCUAUCCAGGAGAACCCCCAAUGUCAAGAAAAUGUUCGACCGUUGUUUCCACAGUGGUGAAUUGGGAUCGAGUAGCUUCGCUGAGAUGGACACUCCUUGGGCGUAGGUUUUUAACUACAGGGCCGCCACUAGGUAAAGGGAACGACGAUAAUAAAGAGAACACCGGCCCGUCCACGAAAACUGCUCGCCUACUCUCUCGUCUCCCCCUCCCAGUUCACGAAAAUAUCUAUACGAUACCCAAUAUCUUAACCUUUUCCCGACUAGCUGCUGCACCAGUGAUUGGAUAUUGCAUCCUACACUCUUACGAUAUCUUAGCGCUUUCGCUUUUUGCUUACGCCUCUGUCACCGAUCUUGUGGACGGCUAUAUCGCUAGAAAAUUCAACCAGCAAACGGUAGUUGGGACUGUCAUUGAUCCAAUGGCAGAUAAAACUCUCAUGACAAUAGGGGUUGUCUGUCUUGCCCUCAAGUCAUCCAUUCCCGUGUGGCUAGCCGGACUCAUUCUUGCCCGGGACGUUGGACUGGCUAUUUCCGCUAUCUAUUACAGAUGGAUCUCGCUCCCUCCGCCCAAGACAAUGGCGAGAUACUGGGACUUCUCGCUCCCAUCGGCUGAGGUGAAGCCGACGGCGAUAUCAAAAGUGAACACUGCGCUUCAACUGCUUCUCAUUGGGUCUGCCAUGGCUAUGCCAGUCGUGCCAGAGGCAAUGUUGGCGGCCUGGAGUUUGCAUGAAGGAAUGACCGGUUUACAAUAUAUCGUCGCUGGAACAACGGUCUGGUCAGGUGCCAGCUACGUCUACUCCAAGGACGCAGUGAAGAUCCUCACAGCGGAGGAGAUUCAAAAGAGAGCAGAUUUGAAGCGGAAACUUGAGGACUAA
This is a messenger RNA of Histoplasma capsulatum G186AR, 1197 nucleotides long. RefSeq names its product cardiolipin synthetase. NCBI's taxonomy places the organism in Eukaryota, Fungi, Ascomycota, Eurotiomycetes, Onygenales, Ajellomycetaceae. Gene Ontology annotation, biological process: cardiolipin biosynthetic process. Bases 106 to 1197 code for a protein of 363 amino acids. The record is from RefSeq and is a predicted model, not a curated record. Gene Ontology annotation, cellular component: membrane; mitochondrion. The transcript is spliced from 5 exons. Gene Ontology annotation, molecular function: cardiolipin synthase activity.